Molecule: messenger RNA, 2264 nt
Organism: Osmia lignaria (orchard mason bee)
Lineage: Eukaryota; Metazoa; Arthropoda; Insecta; Hymenoptera; Megachilidae
Product: transketolase-like protein 2
Molecular function (GO): thiamine pyrophosphate binding; transketolase activity
Source: RefSeq, a predicted model, not a curated record
AUGGCAAACUACCAUAAACCGGAAUCGAAAACCAUUCAAGAAUUAAAAGACAUCGCAACAAAGUUGAGAAUUCAUUCAAUCAAUGCCACACAAGCCAGCAAAUCCGGACAUCCAACAUCAUGUUCGUCCAUGGCAGAAAUUAUGUCUGUUUUAUUUUUCCACACGAUGCGUUACAAGGUAUCGGCGCCACGUGAUCCAAGCAGCGACAGAUUUGUCCUGAGCAAAGGUCAUGCGGCUCCUAUCCUUUAUGCGGCAUGGGCUGAAGCAGGUCUUUUCUCACCAAAUGAAUUAUUAAAUUUGAGAAAGCUUGACAGCGAUUUAGAAGGACACCCGACUCCAAGACUGAACUUUGUUGAUGUUGGAACUGGUUCCUUAGGUCAGGGUUUGUCAGUUGCUGCAGGAAUGGCCUAUGUAGGAAAAAAUUUUGACAAAGCUAAUUACCGAGUGUACUGCCUUAUCGGUGAUGGAGAAGCAGCUGAAGGUUCAAUAUGGGAAGCACUGCACUUUUCAUCUUACUAUAAGUUAGAUAAUCUUUGUGCAAUUUUCGAUAUAAACCGUUUAGGUCAAAGUGAACCAACAUCUCUUCAGCAUAAUAUGGAAGUAUACCGCAAAAGAUUGGAAGCUUUCGGUUUUAAUGCGCUAGUUGUUGAUGGUCAUGAUGUUGAAGAAUUAGCCAAAGCCUUCCAUGAAGCACAGAACACAAAAGGACGUCCUACUGCUAUUCUAGCAAAAACAUUCAAAGGAAAGUAUUUCCCGAAUAUUGAAGAUUUAGAAAACUGGCAUGGAAAACCCCUUGGCAAUAAAGCAAAUGAAGUGAUUCAACACUUAACUGGAAUGUUGAAAAAUUCUGGUCCUCUAGGAUUGCAUCCACAAAAACCAUUGGUUGAUGAUGCUCCAGUAGUAGAUAUUAAAAAUAUCAAAUUAGCGACCCCACCAAGUUAUAAAUUAGGAGAACAAGUAGCUACUAGAGUGGCUUAUGGUACUGCUUUAGCCAAGCUGGCCAAAAGUAAUCCUCGCGUAGUUGCUUUGGACGGUGACACGAAAAAUUCUACGUACGCCGAAAAAAUUAAGGUCGUUGAUCCAGCUAGAUUUAUCGAGGGUUUUAUUGCUGAACAAAACGUUGUAGGAGUUGCAAUUGGUGCAGCAUGCAGAGACCGAACUGUUGCGUUUGUAUCGGCAUUUGCGACCUUCUUUACUCGUGCCUUUGACCAGAUUCGUAUGGGUGCUAUUUCGCAAACGAAUGUUAAUUUCGUUGGAUCUCAUUGCGGUGUUUCCAUUGGAGAAGACGGUCCAUCGCAGAUGGGUCUGGAGGAUGUAGCCAUGUUCCGUACGAUUCCCGGUUCUACCGUGUUUUACCCAAGCGAUGCCGUUUCAGCAGAGCGUGCUAUCGAAUUAGCAGCUAAUACCAAAGGCAUUUGUUUCGUAAGAACCUCUCGUCCUGCUACAGCAGUUCUGUACAAGAACGAUGAGGUCUUUGCCGUUGGCAAGGGUAAGGUGGUUAAGUCUUCCCCCAAAGAUCAAGUUCUCGUGAUUGGAGCUGGAGUAACCUUGUACGAGGCACUCAAAGCUGCCGAAGAAUUGUCUAAAGUAGGAGUACACGUACGAGUGAUCGAUCCAUUUACUAUUAAGCCACUUGAUUCUCAACUAAUUAUAAAGAACGCUAAAGAAGUUGGAGGACGAGUGAUUACCGUUGAAGAUCAUUAUCCAGAAGGUGGCCUGGGAGAAGCAGUUCUUUCAGCAGUGGCUUUAGAAAAAAAUAUUGUAGUUAAGAAGUUAGCUGUACCGGAAGUACCACGCUCUGGUCCCCCGACUGCAUUAUUGGAUAAAUAUGGAAUCAGCGCACAGAAAGUUGUUGUUGCUGUUCAGGAAGUUUUAAAGUUGUAAAUUUACCAGAUACAUAAAAUUACGGGUAUCGUAAUAAUGAGAACCGACUUAUACGCAGAACGUACUGCCAUAUCAGAAUAUACACAGAAUACAAUUAUUUUUAUGAUACAAAUUCAAGAAAAAACUUAUUCAUUCCAGGUUGUUUUUAUACAUUCAAUGUGUGCAUAAAUAUAAAAAAUUUGGUUCGCAUUUAUAUGUCUACAUAGAUAGAAAGGUGUAAUGAAAACAUAUAUUUAUACAUAUAUGUUUUAAAGAGAGAACGAAGUUUUGUACACGAAGAUCUAAUUUUGUAUGAAUAUUUGAUGCGCGUACUAUUUGUAGAUACGAAAUGUUUUUGAAACUACCGUGUUAAGGAGAAAUAGAUACAUUUGGAAAAAUAA